GUUUCACGCGCGCAGACUGCAUUGUGCCUUGGAUUCCUGUAGGCGCCCUUCUCGCCCUGUACUCUCUCCGGGUCGCAGCCUGACGCACUUGGGGAGGACUGUCCACUCUGCUGAGGGAAAACUUUACAUUUACUGUCUGGUGUGCUUUUGGGAAUCGCCUUGGCAGUCUGCUUACACUCAAUGAGAUAUUGAACACCCGUCGUUAACGGAAAGCCGUCUACCAUUCAAGGAAGGAGUGCCAUUUGAAGCUGUUGAUGCGAGAUAAAGUUUUAAUUUCCGAAGGUAGAGGAGAGACAGAGUAAAGUAUCAACCGGAAAGCUUAUGAUAAAGUUUCUUAGCGUAGUGCAGAUGAAGAUGGGUACCUUGCGCGACCUCCAAUAUGCGCUGCAGGAGAAGAUCGAAGAGUUGCGGCAGCGAGACGCGCUCAUAGACGAGUUGGAGCUGGAACUCGACCAGAAGGAUGAGCUAAUACAGAAACUACAGAACGAACUGGAUAAAUACCGUUCGGUUAUAAAACCUGCAACCCAACAAGUCCACAAACAGACCGAACUGCACGAGCAGCAACGGACUAAAAGACAGGCUAUUUCUGCCGAACCGACCGUAUUCGACAUCCAAGAGCUUAGUCAUGUAACUCUGCCGUUCUACCCCAAAAGCCCACAGUCCAAGGACCUGAUCAAGGAAGCCAUCUUGGAUAAUGACUUCAUGAAGAACCUGGAGAUGUCUCAGAUCCAGGAGAUAGUGGACUGUAUGUACCCUGUGGAUUAUGGCAAGGACAGCUGCAUCAUCAAGGAGGGCGAUGUGGGCUCGCUGGUCUAUGUCAUGGAAGACGGUAAGGUGGAAGUCACAAAGGAGAGUCUGAAGCUGUGCACCAUGGGACCAGGGAAGGUGUUUGGGGAGCUGGCUAUCCUCUAUAACUGCACCAGGACAGCCACUGUUAAAACCCUCACCAACGUGAAGCUGUGGGCCAUUGACAGACAAUGCUUCCAGACCAUCAUGAUGAGGACUGGCCUGAUCAAACACACAGAAUAUAUGGAGUACCUCAAGAGUGUUCCAACUUUCCAAGGUCUUCAGGAGGAGAUUCUAAGCAAGCUUGCGGACGUACUUGAAGAGACCCACUACGAAGAUGGAGAGUACAUCAUCAGGCAGGGAGCCCGAGGAGACACCUUCUUCAUCAUCAGCAAGGGAAAGGUGAAUGUGACCAGGGAGGAUGUGCCCAGUGGUGAGCCAGCGUUCCUGCACAGCCUGGGGAAGGGAGACUGGUUUGGAGAGAUGGCACUGCAGGGUGAGGACGUCAGGACAGCAAACUUUAUUGCAGCAGAAACGGUCACCUGUCUGGUCAUCGACAGAGACUCAUUCAAACACCUGAUUGGAGGGUUAGAGGAUGUCUCCAGUAAAGGUCAUGAGGACGCUGAUGCCAAUGCCAGGUACGAGGUAGAGAACGCCUUCUUCUUCAGCAUCAACCUGGCUGACUUUAACAUCAUCGACACACUGGGCGUCGGGGGCUUUGGGCGCGUGGAGCUGGUGCAGCUGAAAAGCGACGAGACCAGGACGUUCGCCAUGAAGAUCCUGAAGAAGAGGCACAUCGUGGACACGAGGCAGCAGGAGCACAUCCGCUCGGAGAAGCUCAUCAUGCAGGAGGCCCACUCGGACUUCAUCGUCAGAUUAUACAGGACAUUUAAGGAUAGCAAAUACCUCUACAUGUUGAUGGAGGCGUGUUUGGGUGGUGAGCUAUGGACCAUUCUGAGAGACAGAGGUUCCUUUGAGGACUCCACUACAAGGUUCUAUACUGGGUGUGUGGUGGAGGCCUUUGCUUACCUGCAUUCCAAAGGUAUCAUCUACAGAGACCUCAAACCAGAGAACCUCAUACUGGAUCACCGGGGCUAUGCCAAGCUGGUGGAUUUCGGCUUUGCAAAGAAGAUCGGCUUCGGGAAGAAGACUUGGACAUUCUGUGGGACUCCAGAAUACGUGGCUCCUGAGAUCAUCCUGAACAAGGGCCAUGAUAUCUCUGCUGACUACUGGUCCCUGGGCAUCCUCAUGUUUGAACUUCUCACUGGCAGCCCUCCUUUCUCUGGACCAGACCCCAUGAAGACCUACAACAUCAUCCUUAGAGGCAUCGACAUGAUAGAAUUCCCAAAGAAAAUUACCAAAAAUGCUGCCAAUCUCAUAAAGAAGCUAUGCAGGGACAAUCCUUCGGAACGCCUCGGAAACUUGAAAAAUGGAGUCAAAGACAUCCAGAAGCACAAAUGGUUCGAGGGCUUCAACUGGGAGGGUUUAAAGAAGGGAACGCUGACACCCCCGAUCAUCCCCAACGUGACCGCGCCAACGGACACGAGUAACUUCGACAGCUUCCCAGAGGACAACGAAGACCCGCCCCCGGACGACAACUCUGGCUGGGACACCGAUUUUUAAGCUUCUCCUCCACAUGCACAUACCAAAAAAACAUCUUCAGGAUAUUGCUGCAUCUUAAAGACUGCGUUGAAAUGAGUAAGAGGAGACGAAGAGGAGAAAAAGACAGAAGGCAAGCCCUCUGGGUCACCGAUAUGCCUUCGCUACGUUGGGACUCUGAGACUGUAGCACUCCCCUCAGUGUUCUGUUUCACACACUCUUUCUUUCUCUCUCUCUCUCACACACACACACACACACACACACAGACAAACACAUACACAUACACACAUGCACAGACCCACGGGAACAAACAACUCACACACACACAACAUGAGACGAUGAGUCAUAGAGCGAGACCACUUCCAUCCAUUAGGCAGAGAUGAGGAUCGCAGGUGAAAUAUUAAAGAAUAUACGAAAGGGAGAGGGGAAAGAAAAUAAGACUAUGAUGAGAAUGAGGGUGAAAUUGAAAUUUCUUUUGCUGCCACACACCUUUACUGCUCUUAAAAAGGUUGGCCAGAAACGCUGUUCUUUCCCAGACUGCUGUAGCUGUUGUGUGGCCUGCAGUAGCUUGCCUGCGUCGCUGGUCGCUGACUAACCUGGAAAACUGUCCCAUCUUAGCACUGGGCCUAGGAAGUCAAGCAGGUACUAAGUGCUUCAGACCAACCUGAAUGUUCCUGUACCUCCUCUCGUUACUGUGAGACAAGCAUAGGUUGUAAGUACUGUACAUACUAUUUGAAGUUACAUUCUCACACAUGCACAUAAAGUAGACAACAAUCAUCUAUUUAGAACAACUGCAUACCUUAAUGAAGCACAAGUGCUGUUUUGUGCUUUUGACAUAAAAUGUAUGACCCUUCAAGUGCCCUGCCAGUUUACCAGCUUAUGUUACACAGACACACAAACAGACACUCAGCAAACACACAUUACAUGUAAGCAAUGUGUUAUUAUGCAGUUAAUUCCACUAACUUCAUCUACAGAGAUGCUCUGACCAGCUACUUAAUUUUAAGGUAUUUGAGCGCCAAUAGAUUUCCGUUAAGCAGCACACAGGUAGGCCAGUUCAAAUGAACAUCAACCAUACUUAUUUAUAGCUGAUUACUUUGUUACUUUUAACAAAUAAUUAAUGGCUCGAUAUAUUUCAAAUACAUUUUUGGGAACAAUGUAGACAGUAAUCUCACUCCAUAAUUAUGUAGACACAGUGGUUACUAGGACUUUGGUGCUGUAAUAAAAGGUGAUAUUGUUUAGAGCCCUGGUUAUUGUUUUUGUUGUAUUGCUUGUGAUUUUAUGCACUUGAUUUCCUUGAUUAGCUUAUUGUGUUGGUUUGUAUAAAAUGACUUGUUAAUUAAUUGACUUUUAUAAGAGUGCUGUUUCUGUAAUAUAAUAGUUUAUUCACCACCUGAUAUAACCCCAGGCCCAAAAAUAUUUUAAGUCACACAAUUCAGAACAACAAUCAAGGAUUUAUUGUCACACAUGCCUUAUUGAAAUGGGUAAACUCUAGACUUUGAAAAUUAAUCCCAUGUCAGUUGGUCUUGAAGCAGUGCUCUGACAACAAGUGGUGAAUGGUCAGAGAUGUUCUAUUUUGUGGGAGCCACCAACCCUUUUACUAGUACCCUCAUUAUCAUCUUCUCUCUCUAGGUCAGUCUGUCAUUCCCCGGUCCCAUUCCAACCACCAAUUACAAUGGCCGACCAAUAGGACAAUGCAAGUGCCUUAAAUCAAUGGCAUCCCGAAAUUAACAUGGCGUCACUGUUUCAAUGCUGCAUGAACAAAGAACCACCUCAAACCUGUAUGUGUCCUUUUGGCUCUCUGCUGGCUGCUUCCCAUAGGCCCUGUUACAAUAAAACACAUGAAACACUAUGAGGGCACUUCUUUUUUUUUUACAUAAACAAUUUUUCUACUUCAUUUCAUCAUUCAGUUGCUCAGAUACAGUUCUGUGGAAUGCGAUAUCAAGUUAUAUGGAAGCUAAUAGGAACAUAGAUAGGAAGAAGGAGGUAUUUACUGUACACCUGGUCUAUCCUGUUUUUAUGGAUUGGCUGAAUCUGAAGACUGAGAGCCCAUGAUGAAGGAUGCACCUCUCACAUUGACCCAAUCCUCGAUACCAAUCACCUUCUGAACAGGAAGACGUGGAUGGAGAGUGGGCAAGGCUAAAGGGACUAGCACAAACUUCUUUAUCUUAUAUAUAUGAAGACACACUACCAUUAACCCCCAGUUAACUUCCUUAUAGUGUUCAGGCCAGUUUUACCCUUUUUUUCAAUGUU
Messenger RNA from Hypomesus transpacificus, 4635 nucleotides. Its product is annotated as cGMP-dependent protein kinase 1. The record is from RefSeq and is a predicted model, not a curated record. Lineage: Eukaryota; Metazoa; Chordata; Actinopteri; Osmeriformes; Osmeridae. Bases 322 to 2409 code for a protein of 695 amino acids. Gene Ontology annotation, biological process: protein phosphorylation. Gene Ontology annotation, molecular function: ATP binding; cGMP-dependent protein kinase activity. The transcript has 18 exons.